This is a messenger RNA of Cyprinus carpio (common carp), 3409 nucleotides long. It is a transcript of the gene six6a, whose product is annotated as SIX homeobox 6a. Gene Ontology annotation, biological process: eye development; regulation of transcription by RNA polymerase II. The record is from RefSeq and is a predicted model, not a curated record. Lineage: Eukaryota; Metazoa; Chordata; Actinopteri; Cypriniformes; Cyprinidae. Gene Ontology annotation, molecular function: DNA-binding transcription factor activity, RNA polymerase II-specific; RNA polymerase II cis-regulatory region sequence-specific DNA binding. Gene Ontology annotation, cellular component: nucleus; transcription regulator complex.
AUGUUCCAGCUGCCCAUCUUGAAUUUCAGCCCCCAGCAGGUCGCGGGGGUCUGCGAGACGCUCGAGGAGAGCGGCGACGUGGAGAGGCUCGGCCGCUUCCUCUGGUCUCUCCCGGUGGCGCCGUCCGCCUGCGAAGUCCUCGGGAAGAACGAGUCUGUCCUGCGCGCGCGGGCGGUCGUGGCCUUUCACGCGGGAAACUUCCGCGAGCUCUACCACAUACUAGAGAACCACAAAUUCACAAAGGACUCACACGCGAAGCUGCAGGCGCUCUGGCUCGAGGCGCACUACCAGGAGGCUGAGAAACUCCGUGGGCGUCCCUUAGGACCCGUGGACAAGUACCGCGUCCGGAAGAAGUUUCCACUGCCUCGGACGAUAUGGGACGGCGAACAGAAAACGCACUGCUUCAAGGAGAGGACGCGGCAUCUCUUGAGGGAGUGGUACCUGCAGGACCCUUACCCGAACCCGAGCAAAAAAAGAGAGCUGGCGCAGGCGACUGGACUCACACCCACUCAAGUGGGCAACUGGUUUAAAAACCGGAGGCAGAGAGACCGAGCGGCAGCGGCCAAGAACAGGCUACAGCAGCAGGUUCUGUCCGGUGGCUCGGUCCGAUCGCUUGGGGACGAUGACACCACAGUGGACCGCCUGGGUCCCGCCUCAAGCCCAGAAGUCAGUCUCUCGAGCAAGGCCGCCACCUCCGCCAUCUCCAUCACCUCCAGCGACAGUGAAUGUGACAUCUAACGUGACAGGCUUCAAAAGAGCAAACAGGAGAACUGUAAGAGACAAUCUAACAACAACAAAACUUUAGUGCCUGCAACCGGCCCAGAGAGAGGCUAAAAUGAAGGAUGGAAAAAAGCGUCACAAUUUUAUUUUCCAUUCGUUGAUGUGAUCAACAAAAUGCGCAGUGCUUCUCACGAAGACAAGUGGGAGUUUUCGAAAAAAUCUUCUGAGGGCCGAACCUAUUGUUGUAUGUGUGCGUGCUUUAUCAUGAAAAGACUGAAUAAUGUUUUAAUGUUCACUUGUCUUUUUAAUAUAUAAAUGAUGUUUAUUUACUUAUUUAAAAUAUCAUCGGCCCCUAGGUCCUUUAUUUGUGUGCUUUUUUAUUAUAAUUUUUGUUGUGCGUAAUGCUGCGCGUCGUGAAAUUUCUGGAAAAAAUAACCAUGAUUUAAAAAAAAGAAAAUAAAAAUAAAAUCACUGUUGAAUUAAGUAACGAUCGCAAAUUCACAGCGGUAUUUUCUUUACGACAUUUAUUCCAGUGUUUCCAGUGUAAAAGUGAGGCAUGCCAUGUUUUAUUUCAUGAUUGUUUUUAAUGUGUCUACACGAAAUGUGAAUGUUAUAUCCUGAAGAACAGAUUUAGAACAGACGGAGAUCAAAUAUGUUGCAUAUUUUAAUGCCUCUCUGGGAGCUCAAUCUCUCUCACACUCGAGCAGUAAUUGGCUAAAAUGCUUCGCGUGGUGUAAUGCGCUCUGACAGCACAGGGUCAGCGAAAGGCCGAGACGCUCUCCCGGAUGUCAACACAACCCAAGCUGUGAUCUCCUGUUUAAAUAGAACCUUCUAGUGUCCCAAACAAGCUGCAGAAAAUACAUUUGUCAAAAGUGGAUGAUAAAUGAAUGCUUUUUUUUUAUUUAUUUAUUGUUUUUCAUUUUACUAUGAUUUUCUUUCGAUACAAAAUUGUUUAUAUUUAUUUAAUAGGCUAUGUAAUUCACAACAUGACUAUAAUUCACACGUGGCUAAUCUAGUGGGUUAAUACCUUGUGGCAUUAAGAUUUACAUAAAUCGACUUUUAGACUAGCUGUAGCCUAACCGUCACAACUUAAUGCUCUUCCCCCCUAAACAUAUCGUUUUUGUAGUUACUCAUUUUCAGAGAGAUUUUUCUUCUUUGUCAAGUGCCAGAACGAUAAAGGUUUUUAUACCCUUCCAAAUAGUUUUUUUUAUUUGGAAGAAUAAUACAUGUUUGUAAAUAUUUCAUAAUAUUUUAAAAGCACGCUAUUCUUAACAAAUCUACUUAAGGUGUUUAUGUCGCAAAUGAGUGAAGGGGCCGGCGCAAAAACACAGCGCCUCUGUUUUCCAACUGCUUGAGGGGUUCACGGCGCGCACCUGGGUUUAACCCGCGCCAUUCAUUAACGCUCCCAAUAAAAAGCACAAGCUGUAUUUUUCAAUCUUCUUUCAGUCUGAACAACGGCGGGGCCAAACCAAGUGUUCCUUCCGAGAAAAAGGAGAAAAUAGGAGCCAAAGCAAGGGAAGGGAAAGGAGCACGGCUUUAUUUAAACACUGGAUAGAGAAUGGUGGAAAAUUUCCGUUUCUUUUGAGCGCUGGGGAGUGCAGGGUGGGACGAUGAAAAGUCUUUUUAGCAGUCAAUAAGGUUGUCAAAUUGGUCAACGGUAAUCAGCACUAAUGACGAGUUGGAGAGGGCCGAGCUAACAAAGGAGCACCCCGCCUUCCCCUCCCCAAAGACUCAGCAUGAAAAAUCUCUGUCCGGGUUGCCAGAGGUAUACAGAAAUCCAAACUUUUUUCAUUUGUGUGAGUGAGUGCGUGGCGCUCUGGGGAGUUCGCUGUCUACAUAUAUGGUUCUAAAAAAACAAUAAUAAAAAAACCAAGAUACCUAAUUUUUACAUCACAAAUGGAUUCCUUUUGAUGCCACAAAGUGCAUGAGAAUUAAGUUACUCGGGAAAUAAAAACCGAAUUCCUUUAUCAUUUUGCAAAUGGAGAGAAAAUGCUCAAAUAAGCCUUAAAAUACACAAUUUAAAACAACGUUUAAUUAAGGGUUUGUAAAGGACGUGUGUACACAUUCGUUCAUAUACCUAUUAUUGCAGCCUCUAGGGAUGGUUUUUUUAAAAAAAAUACAAGUCUUCUAAAUAACCUCUCAGUUAAAGACGAUUUCUCCAGUAUUUGCAUUUGUGUUAGUCUGUCAGUGUGUAAAGAGCUGCGAAUAGAGCAUAACAAUUUGCAACUGCACUUUUUUAAAUAAAAACAAUACACACAAAUAGGACGGUUCAUGUUAACGCCAUGUGUACUUAAAGCAACCAGCAAACAUCUAUUGCAGCAACAACAACAACAAAAAAAUAAGCUUCUGCUUCUUGUAGAACUUAACUAGCUAAGCAUCCUUUUUGAUUUCACAUGCAAAUGUACUCUGAACUCUGUUACACUGAUAAGGUAUUAAUUAAUCACGAUGUGGAUUAAUCGCUUCUACAUGUAUUAUUCUCAUACAUGUAAGUCACAAGGGAUAAAAGCGUCUUCUAAACGAUUAAAUAUAAAACAAACACUUUAGCAUACAGGCCUACUAAGUUAUAGGAAACGUGUAGGGUUCUUAUGUGUGCGUUUGUCUUUGGUCAUAAAUACAUGCUUACGUUGUAGAAUGUGUCUAAUACACCUUUGCUUCUUGCGUUUAUGUAUUUAUUCAGGUUUCACAACUG